AAUAUUUUAUUUUAUUAUUACUAAACUUAUUAAAUAAAACUCCAUUAUUUUUCAGAUGCAAUGAAAAACACUACGAACAGAGCGCUCGUGAUAACUAUCCUUGCCCCGAAAAGCUUAAAUUAAAAGCCAAUAAAACCUUGAAUCAGUAUAUUGAAAAAUCUAAGAAGAACCUCAAUGAAUUGGCGGAAAAUUUGCACGUAAAUGUUUUGCAUUUCAAGGACUAUGGCAAGGGUUUCUUGAAGAAACAAAAGCUCAGCCCAGAUAGCUACAUACAAAUUGCACUACAAUAUGCUUACUACAAGCUACAUAAAGUACCAGCCGCUCAGUAUGAGUCUGCACAUUUGCGUAUUUAUAUAUACGGACGCACAGAGACCAUACGCUCGUGUUCCAAUGAAUCAUUGGCAUUCGCCAAAGCAAUGCAAGACGCUUGCGUUGAGCCAGAGGAACGUGUCGAGCUAUUGCGUACCGCUAUAAAUGCACAUCGUGCAUACACGACAGCAGCAUUACAAGGCAGAGGUGUUGAUCGACAUUUGUUGGGAUUAAAACUCAUGGCUAUUGAGAAUAAUAAACCAAUACCAGAAUUCUUUAACUCGCCUGGUUAUGUAAAGAGUUUAGUCUUUCGUGUAUCUACUUCACAAGUGGCCACACCCAAUCUUGGCUUCAUGGUGUACGGCCCAGCUGCAGACGAUGGUUACGCAUGUUGUUAUAAUCCACGCGAAAAAGAUAUAAUCUUGGCAUGCACCUGUUGGCGUGAUAAUCACACUUCAAACGUGGAUACGUUUGUGUGUACAUUGCGUGAAGCAUUGCUAGAAAUGCAACAACUAUUAGUGGGCUAUGGAAAAGCACCAGCCGCGAAGUUGUAAUGAGUGAUGAGAGAAGUAAAUUCUGAACUGGCAGUGAGAAAUGCGCUGCGCUCGAGGUUUUUUGUUUUGCAAAUAUUAAGUGCCUUCAAGUUUUUUUUUUACAAAUUUUUAUUGAAACCAUUUUCACGCAAAUAAAAAUUCAUUGUGCAACAACAAACUGGAUUUUAUGUAAGUACACAUUUUCUACUUUUAGAACGAAAUAUUUUUAGACUGUGUAGAAAGCUAGUAGAAGUUAAAAUAAUUGUGAAGCAAAUUAAUGACUUUAGUGUGAAGAACAUCAUAAAAAAUACUUUUAAAUUUAUUUAAGGACGCCUAUCAGAUUAUUGUAACACGGUUAUUCUAACGAUCCAUAUUAAUAUGUAAAUGUUUAAUAAAUAAAUUAUUGUUUAAUCACUUUAAAAUUAAAUUAACCUGCCGUUAACAU
Messenger RNA from Rhagoletis zephyria (snowberry fruit fly), 1287 nucleotides. RefSeq names its product carnitine O-acetyltransferase-like. NCBI's taxonomy places the organism in Eukaryota, Metazoa, Arthropoda, Insecta, Diptera, Tephritidae. Gene Ontology annotation, cellular component: peroxisome. Gene Ontology annotation, molecular function: carnitine O-acetyltransferase activity. The record is from RefSeq and is a predicted model, not a curated record. Gene Ontology annotation, biological process: carnitine metabolic process, CoA-linked.